Messenger RNA from Punica granatum (pomegranate), 892 nucleotides. The record is from RefSeq and is a predicted model, not a curated record. Lineage: Eukaryota; Viridiplantae; Streptophyta; Magnoliopsida; Myrtales; Lythraceae.
CGCUGUCUUCCGGUGUUUCUUUCUCCUAUAAAGAAGGGGUAAAACACUUUCCGAGGCAAUCCCCAGAUUCUCUCGAAGGUCUGACCUCCUUCUGCUUCUUCUCCUCCUCUCAGCGACGACCAUUGCAUUUGCAGCUCAGCUCACUCACAGGUGGAAGAAACGAUCACCAUCACUACACCACCGAAAUGGGUUUUCUUGACAACCUCUGGGACGAAACCCUGGCCGGCCCCGUCCCCGAUUCUGGCCUCGGGAGGCUCCGGAAGCUCACAGUCCAGCCGGCGAUUCACGGAGACGGCGGCCUCCUCGUUACCCGAAGCAUCACCAUUGCCAAAACCACUCCUACCUCCGCUCUCCUUCCCAGCACGGCCGAGCCUCCGUCUCCAGGGACACCUUCUGCGGAUUUCAAGAAGUUGAGCAGGAGAAAACAGGCUGCGGAAACUUCACAGCGGGCAGAGCCUAGAAGUCCUACCGUUUAUGACUGGAUUGUGAUCAGUGCUUUGGAUCGCUGAUGGAGGGAGUGGAGAUUUUGCUUUGAGGAUCGGCAGUGAUAUGUCCACAAAGAGAAAUCUCGGUUUGCCUUUGAUGCAACUUAGUAGUGCUAAUAAGAUGAUCGGAAGGAACAAGGCCUCUACUCAAGUUUUGUACAGGAAAACUCCGAGGAGUAGGAACCGCGCUUCUUGUUUGGUUUCUCUGUACUUUGUCUGUACAUAUGGUGUUCCCUGUUUUUCGGCCUCGUAUUAUAUUGCUGCCCUGACUUGUGUAAAUAUUGGGAUGUGUAGUCGUCUUUGGUAUCAAUGAGAACGUGUGUUGGACCGACCCAAAAAAUCGGAUCCUCUAGUGAAGUACGUUAUUUCACACGAUCAAUCACACAUGGGCAUGUGUUUUUGAGAAA